AUGCGACGCCACCACUUCAACUCGAUCGGUACAUAUGUUGCCGCCUGGCGUGCCCACGUUAUCAUAUGUGAGGAAUUAGAGCUUGGUAUCAGCUGGUACGCUGCUACCAAGUUGAGGAUCCACGAGCUCAAGGAAGUGAUGCCCGACUUGUGCGACUUCAUCGACUAUCAAAUUAGGCAACGUCGUCCUACAUCUGGCAGCAUGACUUAUGAGGAAUUCAAUGAUCUAGUCGAUGGUAUCCUUGAUACUCUCUACCAGGGUGACCAAGCUUCUUUCUAA
Messenger RNA from Penicillium robsamsonii, 279 nucleotides. Its product is annotated as Amino acid/polyamine transporter I. NCBI's taxonomy places the organism in Eukaryota, Fungi, Ascomycota, Eurotiomycetes, Eurotiales, Aspergillaceae. The record is from RefSeq and is a predicted model, not a curated record. Bases 1 to 279 code for a protein of 92 amino acids. The transcript has a single exon.